Thecamonas trahens ATCC 50062 is the source of this 1053-nucleotide messenger RNA. RefSeq lists its product as uncharacterized. The transcript has a single exon. Lineage: Eukaryota; Apusomonadida; Apusomonadidae. Gene Ontology annotation, molecular function: protein binding. The coding region runs from base 1 to 1053 and encodes 350 amino acids. The record is from RefSeq and is a predicted model, not a curated record.
AUGGAAGGCGAGCCGGUGGUGGUCCCGCCCGGAAAGGCCACCUUUGGUCGCCUCAAUCUCGCCAUCGAUGACACCCAUGUCUCUCGAUCCUCCUUCCAUACUCUGUGGGAUCCGCAUGCCCGAGUUCUCAGCAUCGCCUCGGUUGGCCUCAACGAGAUCCAGCUCCGCUGCAUGGAAAACGUUGCCGAUCGUGUUGCACUUGCCAAGGGUGACGCUGUCCAGGUCCAUGACGGAGACAUCAUCUACCUCUACGAGUCGUUCCAUCCACAUCAAGUCCGCAUCAUUGUCUACGAUCCUGCAGACCCCGUGGCUCCGGCUGCGUCGCUGAUCCGGACUAGGACAGCGCUGCUCUCUGCCGACGACGGUACCAGCUCCAACAACGAUGCCGAACAUCACAGCGACGCAGAGGAUGACGGCACUGGCAAGGCCUGUGUUCGCGACGCGGACGACGAUGAUGAUGACGAUGCUAGUGCGCUGCAGCCCAUGGCUGUCUCGUUUGUCUCGCCCGAGGCCGCCGCUGCUGGCGCUCUCCCGCCGCUGCCGGUCAUGGACGACACCGAGGUCCGCCGCCACCAGAUGGACUUUCUCCGCCGGCAGCAGGUUCUCUACAACGAGCACUUGCUGCGCCAGCAAGAGAUGUUUGUGCAGGAGGCCGCCAUGGCCGCCCAGGAGGCGCGCGAGGAGGCCGAGCGCCUCAUGAUGUACCAGCAGCACAUGUACUUUCAGGCGCAGGCCCAAGCUCGGGCCCAGGUCCAAGCUGAAGCCCAGGCCCAGGCCCAGGCCCAGGCUCAGGCUCAAGCCUCGUCUGCCGUACACUUGGCGGUACCCACUACCUCGUCAGGGCUGCAAAAGCUCGGGCACGCACCGUCGUACGCUCUGAUGUCGUACUACGAGCUUCCAAGUGAGCUGAAGCGCGACCGUGAGCACAAGCCGGAUCCAAAGCCAGAGCACGAGGCCGAGCUUGAGCCGGCGCCCGAAUCUGAGACCGAGGCGGGGUCGCAGACGAGACCCAUCCAUGGCCCGACGAUGAUGGCGACAGCGAGCCGGAUGUGA